UAACAUGUUGCAGAGCAGCUCCAGCGGUACCGGCUCUGAUGGAGGAGGAGGAAGCGAUGCGCUCCGGCCGGAAUCGGCUGGCGGUAUUCUGGGCAGUCUUCACCAGCUGCACCGCCUGGUGGGCUCCGGGGAGCCCGGGCUGCAGUGUGAUGCGGCUCUGGGCCUCCUGCGCAGCCUGGGAGAGGAGUGUGUGGUGACCGCGCAGGGGAGCAGUGUGCUGGAUCUUAAUACUUCACUGGUCUUCUCUAAAGAGUUUGGCUUGCUUUUGUUUGUCCGCAAAUCCCUCACCUCCGAAGAGUUUCGAGAUUGCCGGGAAGAAGUACUAAAGUUCUUGUGUACAUUCCUGGAGAAAAUAGGUCAGAAUGUCCAGCAUUAUGCCGUAGACGUCAAG
Nanorana parkeri is the source of this 391-nucleotide messenger RNA. RefSeq names its product DNA-dependent protein kinase catalytic subunit-like. The transcript has 3 exons. Lineage: Eukaryota; Metazoa; Chordata; Amphibia; Anura; Dicroglossidae. The record is from RefSeq and is a predicted model, not a curated record. The annotation marks the transcript as partial.